CUAAAGCCAGUGUUUUACGGCGAAUGAGAUUGUCAUCUCGACAAGCAUCAGUAACGCUGUGCAACGAUCGAAACUUUUUCUCAGAAAACGGUUAGUUAAUUCCCACUUGACGUCUUGACAAUGUUGAAAAACGUUAUGAAAAAUCCGCACAAGGUUUUACCUCAAUUACUUGCUGCAGUGGUCGGGUCUUGGGGAUUCUUCUGUACGGGAGUUGUACGCGGAUGGAGUUCACCUGGGAUUCCGUCUCUCAAUGCGACCAAGAAUUUUGACAUCGAGGCGUCAGACAUUGCAUGGAUUGCCUCCAUGCCCCCGUUGUGCGCCCUAGUUGGAGCCUUGCUGAUUAGUUACCCUCUCCAACAUUUCGGUAGGAGGAAAACUCUCAUUGGAUUGUGCCCUCCGUUCUUUAUCGGCUUCUUGCUGAUGGGAUUGGCAUUUUUCGGACGUCACAAAGCAAUGCUCUACGUCGGCCGGUUGAUGACCGGCUUAGUCAAUGGAGCACUCACUCCAUCAUCACAGAUUUACAUUAGCGAAUGCUCUUCUCCUCGUAUUCGUGGCACUCUCAGCUCUCUGACGGCCAGCGCUUUGGCCAUGGGCAUCCUGGUGUCCUACAUUAUUGGUGCCUUUGUCGACUGGUGGAUCCUGUCUCUCAUAUUAACCAUCUUUCCCCUGAUGUUGCUAACUGGAAUGAUCUUCGUUCCGGAAACACCAAUUUGGCUUAUUUCUCAUAAGCGGGAGGAUGAAGCUCGGUGCGCUCUACAGCGUCUGCGUGGAAAACGAACGAAUAUCGAUGCCGAAUUUCUGAGGAUACAGGAAAACCAAGCUAAGAAUAAGGAUAAAAAGCAUAAAAUUCAGCCGAAGGAACUGUUGAAAGGAUCAGUUUUGAAACCGCUCAGUAUUUCUUUGGGUAUCAUGUUCUUCCAGCAGUUCACCGGCAUUAACGCCAUGGUAUUCUACACGGUGAGCAUUUUCAAAUCGGCUGGAUCCUCAAUCGAUGGUCGCUACGCCACCAUUAUCAUCGGAUUCGUCCAGCUUAUCGCCACGGCAGCAUCUGGAUUUUUUGUGGAUCGAUAUGGACGCCGGAUUCUUUUACUAGGAUCCGCCGCAAUCGUGUCAUGUUCAUUGGCAUCCAUGGGGGCUUUCUUCUACAUGCAAGCACAAUGGGGACCCGCUCUGGCCACUGAGAAACUCGGAUGGUUGCCGUUGUUGUCCCUCGUUGUCUUUUUCAUCGCUUAUUCCGGCGGAUAUUCCAACGUUCCUUUCAUUCUGAUGGGCGAAUUGUUUCCGUCCCGUUAUCGCUCCAUCCUCGGUCCGCUCAGCUCUUCGUUCAACUUGUGCUGCACCUUCAUUGUCGUUCGCAGUUUCCCCGUCAUGCAAAUUUCGAUGGAGAAAUACGGCGCCUUUUGGUUCUUCAUGUGCUGCACCAUGCUGGGCAUCGUCUUUGUCUACUUCCUCCUGCCGGAGACCAAAGGCAAAACCCUGGAAGACAUUGAGAAAAUCUUUUCCAAGAAAUACAACGCCGAUGGUACGUUGAAGACACCGGAAGUGCAGCCGGACAAUUACUCGGAUGGGAAAACGGCGUCCAUCGGUUCGUCUGGAAUUCAAAUGAAACCAACUCGUUCGUCUCUCCGUCAGCAGAAAAGCAACUCCAACGACAGUGUUGCUUUGGAAAGCGGCAAUGGGAUCACGACAUUGGCUGUAAAUCCAAUCAUCGAUUCAGACGACGAAAAGGAGGACGAUGGUUCCCUCGUUACGGCACCUAAUGGCCAUUAGCUGUGAACCUUAAAAAACACGGCAUGACACUUCACAGAAUGGACAUUGUUUAUUGCAGAUUGUCGUUUUUUAUUUUGUCGACUAAAAGAAGGAAACGUGCCUAUUACCAUUGUCAAUUUAUUUGUGUUCACGACUUUGGCACUUGUUGCUUUAAAUUAUACAUAACCCAAUUUGUUUUUUAAUGUCUUCUAGUUGUUAUUGUUUAUUUUUCUAUAAUGGCAAAAAUGUAUCGUUGAAACAACCCAAACACGAAGACUGUUUGUAUAAAUUGGUUUUAAAUUGA
This is a messenger RNA of Daphnia pulex (common water flea), 2053 nucleotides long. RefSeq names its product facilitated trehalose transporter Tret1-2 homolog. Bases 121 to 1770 code for a protein of 549 amino acids. NCBI's taxonomy places the organism in Eukaryota, Metazoa, Arthropoda, Branchiopoda, Diplostraca, Daphniidae. Gene Ontology annotation, cellular component: membrane. Gene Ontology annotation, molecular function: sugar transmembrane transporter activity. The transcript is spliced from 7 exons. Gene Ontology annotation, biological process: carbohydrate transport; transmembrane transport. The record is from RefSeq and is a predicted model, not a curated record.